Molecule: messenger RNA, 1210 nt
Organism: Durotheca rogersii
Lineage: Eukaryota; Fungi; Ascomycota; Sordariomycetes; Xylariales; Xylariaceae
Product: pinin/SDK/memA/ protein conserved region-domain-containing protein
Exons: 4
Coding region: 177-1052 (291 amino acids)
Cellular component (GO): catalytic step 2 spliceosome
Source: RefSeq, a predicted model, not a curated record
GACCCGCCGCCCAUUCACCAGGCCGCCCUCAGCCUCGUGAUAAACUCAUCCUUCUUCAACCUGCCCACCACAACUCCCGCGGCAAGUAUGGUAUAGCUUAACCCGUCGCCCACCGUGGCAAUAUCGCUCCCGAAUUUCGCAUCCCCGAGAUAUUUGCCUAGCCAAGGCUCGACGUGAUGUCAGCCAACGAGAGCUCCCUAAACGGUCGUAGCCAGGAGCGCGAGACCACCGCCGACGAGGACGGCGAUCGGGGCAGCGCCCACAAGCGCAAGGCUUCGUCGCCCCCACAAGAUAGGAUCGAGCCUAGCCAGUCGCCAAAGAGGACCAGAUUGGACGACGAUGCCAAAAGCGAGAGCCCGUCUGCUCGAGCAUUGCCGGCUCGGAAUGCGCCUGACCCAGACCGCCGAGACAGCGCGCUGCAGGAGGAAAAGAGGCGCGGAAAGCGGUUAUUCGGUGGUUUGCUAAGCACACUAAGUCAAACCACUUCUAGCUCUCAGCAGAAAAGACGCCAAGAAAUUGAGCGACGACAGCAGGCAAAGGCUCAUCAGCAGAAGGUCGAAGACGACAAGCAAAAAGAGGAGAAGCUGGCCAAGCUGAGAGGCGUACGCGAGGCCGAGCAGCUCAAGUUUGACGAGCGAGUCAUGCAAUCGAGACACUCGAAUAUGCUCGCGACAGCGCGUUUCUUGGAAACCAAGAGCACCCCUAAAAUAUAUUAUUUACCCUGGGACCGUACGGACGCGCAAGAGAACACCAUCAAGGGCAAGAUGCGGCACGUCGAAGAAAUUAUCAGCAAAGAACUAGCCGAGUUCAAGGAACGCAGAGAGCAGAAGCUAAAGGCACUGGGCAUCGCCGUGGUGCCCGAGCCACCUACGCCAAUUCCUAAGGAUACAGUGGGUAGCAAACCUGAUAAUGAGCGUCUUACUGACCAUGCACAUUCCGAUCCUAAUGACCGCCCCCCUUCACGUACACACAAACCCGGCCCUGAGAAAGAGCCUGACAGGGCAGACGAUGCUAUGAUCGAGGAGGAGGUGGAGGACACGGUAAUUUAUUAAUGUUUUCUACGUUCUCACAUUGUUUUUUUAGUCUCUCUCUCUCUCUCUUUUUUUUCAUCCUAUUCUAUUUUAGUCUACCUCUCCAGGGCAGGGGAGGCGGGCGAAACUACGAGUCUGUUGUGAUAUGAGACGGAUAUACGACUAAAGGGGGCAUCGCC